AAGUCACUUCAAUCACCAUACGAAGGCCCUUAUCGUGUUAUCAAGAGACUAACGGACAAGUACUACACCAUUCAACUACCGGAUCGCGAGUCAAACAUUUCAAUAGACCGACUCAAGCCUGCCUACCUAUUGCAAGACGACGACAUCGCAAAUUCAUCAACAAUGUCAACACAAGUUCAAGCGCAAGCUACACUAGGUCAAGGUCAAGCUAUCACUAAGGCACAGGCGCAAGAAAGUACCUCACCACAGAAAAUUCCCGCUCCGGUUAAUACGAGCAACAUGACGCCACAACAAACGGAUAAGAAAACUCGUGUCGGCCGUGCCGUCAGGUUGCCGGUACGUUUCACUUGAGGGGGAGUACUGUGGCUACCAGCAUACUUACCAUCAAGUACCAACAUACUUACCAACAAGCUUACCUUACCGAAUAACAAGAACAACAGUUACCUUCACAAUAUUUACCAUUCAAUUACCAAAACAUUACCAGGAUAUAAUAGAUAUAAUACAUAUAUAUAUAAGAGAUGAAUAAAACAAAUCAAGCACUUUAAUAUCAUGCCGACUUCGUUGCCCAGAAACCAGAAGAAGCUAGUUCUGAAAAGAACUGUUUUGUGAGCGCGUGCACAUGGACAUGCCACACAUCGUGCAUCAGCAGUUCUUCCAGGCAGCAUCAGCAUCUUCACACGCCAAUUGUUCACACUGCAUUAUUGUCCAUCGGAUCUCCGUCCGAAACAACACAAGUCAAGAGUUCGACGCACACACUGCACUUCGCGAGAGCAUCACGAGCGCGACCUCACGCCGCAAGUUCAAAUUAACACUGAGGCGGGGAGCAAGCAGCAAGACGGUUUUAUACGCAAGCAAGUUUCGCCCAACAAACAUCGCGUGCACACCGCACGUGGCGCCCUCGGCGCGCCUGCGGCCGCACCGGGCGUCACAGAAACUCAAGCUCGACACGUGUAGCGGAAACGAGACGGAGCUAUCCAGACUCAAGAGACAGCAAUGCAAAAUUCUCAGAAAUCUAUGCAAAUCAAUUUUAUUAUAUUUCUCAGCUUCAUUCUUAGCAAUUAUUUUUACAUAUUGUAGUCGAGCUUCCACGCCACCGCCUUGCACGUUUGUAGAAAGUGGGGAAAAAAUAAAUUCACACUGGCAACACCAUCCCCACCUCACAGCCGCCCGGUUGGAUCUCGUCAUUCCGUGUUUUCGUGCUCAAGCCUUCGCACGUGUACUACUAUUUUCGAAAUCAUUAUGCCGAAUAAAAGGAAACGUGACAGCAGCAGUGAAAGAAUCCACAAGAAAAUAAAAAAGCUUAAAUCACAAUUAAAAGAAAAAUCAAAUAAAAAACGUAGGCGUUUAAUUAUUUACUCGGACAGCGACAACUCAGAUUAUGAACAAGAAGGAGCCGAUUUAAUUCACAGUGCUAAUGACGUACUGUCAAGCCCUACUACAACGAAUUCCAAUGAAAUACCCUCAACUUCCCAGGCAGUGGAGAAUACAGAUUCAGAAUUAGACAACGAAAUUCUUGUUCUAUUGGGUAGCGCUCCUAAAAUUGAUAAUAAGUUUGGCAAACCAACCCACAAAGACUUGGCGUCUAGAUGGCAAGACAUCCUGUCGAAAGGGCUUUCCAAAGAUGAAAAAGAUAGAUUAUUAAAUGAAUAUUUAAUACCCGAAAAUUGUGAUAUGCUUGUGGCGCCAUCGCUUAACGCGGAGGUAAAGGUCGCAUUAGCCGACAAUAUGGUAAAAAGAGACUCUUCUCUAUUAGCUAAACAAAAACAGUUAUCUGUAGCUAUAGCUGCCAUUAAUCAAGCAAUUGAAAUGACAAUCUCGAAAGAAAGUCACACAAAAAUUUUAAAACCGCUGAGCGAUGCAUGCCGAUUGCUGUGUGAUAGUCACUUCAGUGAUACGAGAACACGCCGUGGAUUUGUCAUAUCUUCGAUAAACCAGGAACUUAGAGAAACUCUUACGGAGUCAACCCGAGACAAAUUACUUUUCGGAGAAAACAUAUCUGAAAAAUUAAAAUCAGCAAAGAAUAUAAAGAGGUCGGCAGCCGAUCUUAAACAGAUCAAAAAUGAUAGGUAUAACAUAUUUAAUAAAAAUAAUUUUAUUAAGCCGAACAAAAAUUCCAAAGCUCGUUUAAACUGGAAAACGAUGCCUCGGAAGAUAACUCCCAAGACGGAAUCGGGCAGAACGCGCCAACGCCAGACUUCGGCCAACGACUUUCAACAGCGGGGACGUCGAGAUCGGGAGACAUCGGAGCGAACAGGGAGCAACAGGAAGCGCUAA
Messenger RNA from Amyelois transitella, 2274 nucleotides. RefSeq lists its product as uncharacterized. Bases 1240 to 2274 code for a protein of 344 amino acids. NCBI's taxonomy places the organism in Eukaryota, Metazoa, Arthropoda, Insecta, Lepidoptera, Pyralidae. The transcript has 2 exons. The record is from RefSeq and is a predicted model, not a curated record.